GCUUCGACGCAAUGAGAAGGGGGAAAUGUUUCCGUUCCGAGGCGUUUCCGUUACUCAAAUAAAACAUCUUCUUUAAAACAAACUGACAUUAUUCAUCAGAGUUGAUGUAUGUGUUUAUAUGGCGCGAGCGUUUGAUCCGCGUUCACGCGCUCAGCCUGAAGAUUAGUACCACAACGGUGUGACAUAAAGGAAGAUCUUAGUUCAAUUCAAUUCAACUCAAGGACACCAAACCACUGCACAUUUAUUUAAGUGGUGACAGGUAUGGCAGAGUUGCUGCAGUUGCUCCUUAGUGUAUCAGAAAAGGCCGCUGAUGUGGCUCGAGUUUGUCGUCAGGAGGCGCCGCUGUUUGAAUUGCUGGUACAGGAAAAGACUGGAGCUGAUAAAAACAAGAAAUUUGUCCAGGACUUUAAGACGCUUGCUGAUGUGCUGAUACAGGAAAUGAUUCGCCAUGAUGUUUGUGCUCAGUUUCCAGAGUUGACUGGCUUUAUUCAUGGAGAGGAAUCUAACAAAUUUGAAAAUGGACAUGGAGAGAGUGUCACAGUGACAGUAUGUGCUCAGGAAGAUGACACUACAACACUGUUGGCUAAAGUUCUGGAUGGUGAUCAGACCGCUGCAUCUCUCCUGUCGAAAGCAAUCCACCAGAACCUGCAGCUGAGAGACGAGUUAGCAGAAUCUCUGCAGCUGUCACUUUGCCCCGCAGACCUGGCCAUCUGGAUCGACCCCAUUGAUGGUACGAGUCAGUACAUCGAGGGGAAGGAGGCAGAGGAGCAGGAUGAAGGUUUUUGUCCAUCUGGAUUGCCAUGUGCUCUGGUUUUGAUCGGGGUUUACUUACGAGCCACUGGUCAACCCGUGAUGGGUGUCAUAAACCAGCCAUUCAACCACAAAGACUCCAAGGGUAAAGGAUGGAAGGGCCAGCAUGUCUGGGGUGUGUCGUAUGAAGAUGUGAACGUUUGCUCAUUGACGGAGCGGAGAUUGCCAUGUCAACAGAAGAGCGGUCAUGUGUCAGUACUGCUCAGCUCAAGCGAGAGACCGGCAGUGAAGGAUGCGCUAGAACCACUUUCCAAUGGCGCGCUGAUGUAUGCAUCCGGCGCGGGCUACAAGAUCUUGUGUGUGAUCCAGGGCCUGGUGGAUGUGUAUGUACUGUCAGAAGGUAGCACAUUUAAAUGGGACUCCUGCGCUCCUCAUGCGGUGCUGCGGGCGCUGGGCGGUGGCGUGUUGGACCUCAGCGAGUGUCUACGUGCUCACACUAACGGAAGCGUGACACGUGGAGCUGAACUGACCUACCACAAGCCCCAUAACGGAGGUCAAGGUGUAGAGAAAUGGGCAAACCAGGGGGGAAUAAUCGCAUAUUUGGACUCCAGAGUGAUUGAUAAAGUCGUAGCGGCACUUGCUGGAAAGAUAUAACAAAAUAUCAUGAUAUAAUCGCUUAGGAUGUGCAUGCAGGUUUAUGUAUGUUUCUAUUUUUUAUGCAUAAUCUUUUGUCCUAUAUGACGUAAUGUAAUUAUUAUGAUAAAAUAUUUAGUGGCAUAUUUAAACAUUUAAAGCUGUAACUCUUAAUGAAAAAAAGAGUAAUAAAUAUACAGUGACUCAAUAUGCAAAGUCUCAAAUAAAUAUACAGUAGGGCUUAAAAGUCCGCACUGAAAAUCUGUUAUUCAAAAAGUUAGGUUUUUGGUUUUUUUAAACCAAGCUUUUUAAUGAGUAAGAAAAAUGUAAGAUUCUGCAAUUUCUAGGUCAAUAAUCAAAUGUAAGCAAAUUUAUGACAUGUACAUUUUGUACUGUACAAAGGGUCAGAUUUACUUGUUUACAAUGAAGCAUCCAAGAUGCCUUUUGGAACAUUAUCAAAUAAUGCAGGGAGAACAUGGAUCAUCAGGUUUGUUCAUGUCAUCUUGCUGUCAUUAAAGUAAAAGGGGAGCAUACCAAACAUUAUGAAUACUAUUAAAUUCAAGUAAAUAUUUACUGUAAAUAUCUCAAUUCAGCUUUUCAAUUUUGCAUGCUGAUUAUAUAAUUUGUAAUGAAUAUGAUAUUUUUUUGCUCUUUUUUUUUAUUUCAUUUUUUUAAUUGCUGCAAAAAUUAGAAAAUUGCAAAAUAGACGCAUUUUUGCAAAUGGAAAGUGUCAUGAUAUUGUUGUAGUUUAUGACAUUUAAUUCUGUGCUGCACUAAAACAUAAAACACAAAUGUCACAGAUGAUGUUACAUUAAUAACAGUUUAAUAGUUAUUAACAGUUACACGAGAUAAAAGGAAAGCCAGAAACUGACAGGUGUCUAUCACAUUUAUUGCAGGCUGCAUAUUACCUGGACUAUCAUGCGAAACGUGAUUAUUUUGACUUGUGUUAUUGUUUGUUAAAAAUAAACAAAUAAAUAAAUAGAAAUAUUUCC
Molecule: messenger RNA, 2375 nt
Organism: Myxocyprinus asiaticus (Chinese sucker)
Lineage: Eukaryota; Metazoa; Chordata; Actinopteri; Cypriniformes; Catostomidae
Gene: inpp1
Product: inositol polyphosphate-1-phosphatase
Exons: 6
Coding region: 262-1404 (380 amino acids)
Biological process (GO): phosphatidylinositol phosphate biosynthetic process
Molecular function (GO): inositol-1,4-bisphosphate 1-phosphatase activity
Source: RefSeq, a predicted model, not a curated record